Molecule: messenger RNA, 1125 nt
Organism: Empidonax traillii (willow flycatcher)
Lineage: Eukaryota; Metazoa; Chordata; Aves; Passeriformes; Tyrannidae
Product: secretory carrier-associated membrane protein 1-like
Exons: 7
Biological process (GO): protein transport
Cellular component (GO): recycling endosome membrane; trans-Golgi network membrane
Source: RefSeq, a predicted model, not a curated record
AUGGGGUACAUACACAACAAUGCGCUGUCCCAGGGUAGAAAAAAUAACUGGCCACCUCUUCCUCAGAAUUUUCCAGUGGGUCCAUGUUUCUAGCAGGACUUUUCUGUAGACAUUCCUGUAGAAUUUCAGAAGACAGUAAAGAAUAUGUACUAUUUGUGGAUGUUCCAUACAGUGACACUGUUUCUCAAUAUCUUUGGAUGUUUGGUCUGGUUUUACAUUGAUGCUACACGAGGGGUUGAUUUUGGAUUGAGUAUCCUCUGGUUCUUGCUUUUUACCCCUUGUUCUUUUGUCUGCUGGUACAGACCACUUUAUGGAGCUUUCAGGAGUGACAGUUCAUUCAGGUUCUUUGUGUUCUUCUUUGUAUAUAUCUGUCAGUUUGCUGUACAUAUACUUCAAGCUGCAGGAUUUCAAAGAUGGGGAAACUGUGGGUGGAUUUCAUCUCUUACUGGUCUUAAUAAGAGUAUCCCUGUUGGCAUUAUGAUGAUAAUCAUAGCUGCACUUUUCACAGCAUCUACUGUUAUUUCAUUAGUUAUGUUUAAAAAGGUGCAUGGUCUCUACCGCACAACUGGUGCUAAUUUUGAGAAAGCGCAGCAGGAGUUUGCAACAGGAGUGAUGUCCAACAAAACUGUACAAACUGCUGCAGCCAACGCCGCAUCAACAGCAGCAACCAGUGGAGCUCAGAAUGUGUUCAAGGCACGGGGCCCGGUCAGACCCUGCGGCACCGACCCCCGCCUCGACACGGUGGCAGCCCAGACCCCGACCGCCCCGGCUCCUAAAGCCGAGCGGCCGCCUGACACAACCAGCGCGCCGCGAGCCAGCGCCGCCCCCGGCACCCCCCCUCUCCGUGCCGGGAACCAAGCGGCCGCCGCCGAAAGCAGCUCGGCUGGCACGGCCCGGGCACGGUUGCCGGAGGCGCGGCAUCUCGCCGCGGGACGGAGGGGACCGGCGCCGCCACACCCGGACCAGUGCUACCGCCGCUGCGAAACCGAGUUGGCUGUGCGCAGAGCCGACCCAGCGCCGCCGCUGCCUGCCGCUGCCUCCACGCCGCCGAACACGCCGCUGAGACACGCAGCACAGCCCCGAUCCAGCCAUCCGCACCUGGACCCCCGCUGUGGAUCCGAGUGA